Messenger RNA from Penicillium macrosclerotiorum, 1629 nucleotides. RefSeq lists its product as uncharacterized. The coding region runs from base 1 to 1629 and encodes 542 amino acids. Gene Ontology annotation, cellular component: nucleus. Gene Ontology annotation, molecular function: DNA binding. NCBI's taxonomy places the organism in Eukaryota, Fungi, Ascomycota, Eurotiomycetes, Eurotiales, Aspergillaceae. The record is from RefSeq and is a predicted model, not a curated record. The transcript has 3 exons.
AUGGAGGAUUCCCCCAACAUGGAAACGGAAACCCAUCAAGCGCCGGACAGUGAUUUUGCGCAUUCUCCCUGGGUCGAGCUAGGUGCAUUCACCUCGCCCCAGCACUCACCGCCGAUGCCCGAAUAUAGCGGCUUCGACUAUGGUCCAUCGCCGCUGAUGGCGGUGGAUACUACAUACGGAAUGUCUAUACCGCCGCCAUACGCCUCGAUGCCGCUCCCAAUGCCCUCACACUCGUGGCCUAGCAUGCUCACCCAUCAAUCUCCCUUCCAUGAAUCGGGUCUGCCCCCAACCCCCAUUCCCACCUCCGUAUCGCCUACAGCACCGCCUCCUCAGGUUCGAAAAACCUCGACUGGUGGCUCGAAUCCACGCCGGACUCUUACCGACGAGGAUCGUCGACAGAUGUGCUUAUACCAUGAAGAGAACAAAACAGCCAAGCAAACUGAUAUUGGAGCUUUGUUUGGGGUGGAAAGAAGUACCGUUUCCAAGGUUCUCCGCCAAAAAGAAAAGUAUCUGAACCCAGACGACGGGAAUCGGUCUCCUAUCAAACGAACCAAGGGCCGCGUUCCCGACAUCGAAAAGGCUCUGUCCAACUGGGCUCGGAACUUUCAGCGCCAAGGUUAUCGUCUCAAUGACGAGAUGAUCAAGGAGAAGGCGCUUUUUUUCGCCAGUACUUGUGGAUGUCCCGAAGGCAAGGACAAAGUGCUCACGACCAGCUGGCUUGAGAAAUUCAAGCAAAAGAACAGCCUCAUGGGCGCAAAGCCACGCAAAGGUUCUCAGGAUGGGCGGAGCGGGCGAAGAAGCGGGUCCAACAGCCCAACGCGCAUCAACACCGACGUGCAGAGCCCCGGACGCUCCCCUGCAGCUUCUGCCUCGCCGACCAAUGGGUCCCAUGGGUUUGGUUCCCCCUUGUCGCCCGCACGGAGCCAAGAGAGCGUGAAGAAAGAGCUGUCGGAUACACUGCCCGAAUUAACGGGCGGAUACCAACAGCAUGGCCACUCGCAAAGCACGACCUCCCUGGAUACGACCUCCUCCGCAGGGAUGACAAGCCCAACGUCCACGCUCGUCUCGGAUAGUCCCUUCACGCCCACCAGUCAAUCCCGCCUCUCCGGCUUGAAUGGAGCGCGACCGCGCAGCCAGACCUUUCCUUUGGUCCCCAUCGAUCCAGGCCUGCUCUCGGCAGAUGACUCGCAAACAAGCAAGGUGGAGGGUUCGGUCUCGGUGGCCAUCCUGGAGUCCCCCAUCGAUAUGGACGAAACAUCCCGCCCAGCCAUGAAGGGCUUCGACCCCACCAAUGUGAUCAAACGAAACCGCAGCAACCCGGAGAUCAAGGUCAAUUCGAUGCAACCGCCCCCGAUGUUUUCCAAGUCCACCACGGUGUCACCCAUUAGCGCCCCCGGCUCCCCCACUCAGGAUGAGGCCCGCCGCGCGUUGGAGCUCGUCAUGAACUACUUCCAGCAUCAGCCCGCCGGCCUGGCGGCCCAGGAGUAUGUCACGAUCGGGAAAUUGAUGGAACGCCUUGAGUUAGCCAAAGGCCAACAGACCACCCUGUUGGGAGGGUUGACUCGCAUUGAUGAGCAUGAUGAUGGCCCCCGGGUCAGUAAGAAGCGGAGUAUCCACAAUCUCGGUUGA